UGCUGCGUUUACUGCAUCAUACUUAAAAUCGGCGAUCAGAACCGCUCAGAAAUACACUGGGUGUAUGUGUGCGUGUGCUUGAUUCACGGUUAUGCGCCACAUGUCGGAGAAAUGUUUCACUCCCCCCAAAGAGCGCUGUCGUCACUGGUCAGAUUCCCCGCAGCAGCUUCCUCCCGAAAGUGGGAUCCACCGCCGUGGAGGGAGGAGGUCUCCGCACUCCUCCAACAACUCUCCAACCCGAGCUCAGAGGAAGGAGGACUCGGUCCGAGGCGGAGGACUCGCUCUCUCUCUUCUGAAGAUGUGAACACAAACAGCGACUCGUACAAUACCUCCCUUUUUUUUUAAAAAAAAUUAAUUUAUUUUUUCUAAAAAAAAUAUUUUUAAAAAACCAAGGAAGUGAAUUCUGGUAAAUGCAAAUCGCAGAAUUCGAUAUUUUUUUUUAUUUUUAUUUUUUAUUUUUUAUUUUUUUUUUCAUUCGCUAUGGCAGUUGAGUCCACAUCCGGGCCACAAUGCUUUGACUCCAUUAUUGUCUAAAAACUGGCGGAGGGGUUCUUAAACCUUUCUUUUUUUAUUCUUUAGCGACACAUUUUUAUUUUUGUAUUUUUUUGUAUUUUUUUUUAAUUAUUUUUUUUUAUAUACUGCGGUGAAGGCCGGGACCUAGAGGAGAUGUCUAACCAAGGAGUUCGGCGGAAUGGGCCGGUGAAGCUGCGAUUAACAGUCCUCUGUGCCAAAAACCUGGUGAAGAAGGACUUCUUCCGCCUACCAGAUCCCUUUGCCAAGGUGGUUGUGGACGGUUCGGGACAAUGCCACUCGACAGACACUGUGAGGAACACGCUUGACCCCAAGUGGAACCAACACUAUGAUCUAUACAUCGGAAAAUCGGAUUCAAUCACGAUCAGCGUCUGGAACCACAAGAAGAUUCAUAAGAAGCAAGGAGCUGGCUUCCUGGGAUGUGUCCGCCUGCUGUCCAACGCCAUCAACCGCCUUAAAGACACGGGCUACCAGAGGCUAGACUUGAACAAGCUGAGUCCAAACGACAGCGACACAGUCAGAGGCCAGAUAGUGGUGAGCCUGCAGUCGAGGGACCGGAUAGGCACGGGAGGUCCUGUGGUGGACUGCAGUCGACUCUUUGACAACGAUCUUCCCGAUGGCUGGGAGGAGAGGAGGACGGCGUCUGGACGAAUCCAGUACUUGAACCACAUCACACGCACCACACAGUGGGAGAGGCCUACCAGGCCUGCGUCCGAGUACUCCAGCCCGGGCCGGCCGCUCAGCUGCAUCGUGGACGAGAACACGCCCAUCAGCACGAACGGCGCCACGCCCACCACGGCGCUGCCGCCCAGCAACGGCGAGCAGCGGGCCCAGGAGAGACGCGUCCGCUCGCAGAGGCACCGCAACUACAUGAGCAGGACUCACCUGCACACGCCGCCGGACCUCCCGGAGGGAUACGAGCAAAGGACGACGCAGCAAGGCCAGGUUUACUUUCUCCACACUCAGACAGGCGUCAGCACGUGGCACGACCCCAGGGUGCCCAGAGACCUGAGUAAUGUGAACUGCGAGGAACUGGGUCCUCUACCGCCGGGAUGGGAGAUCAGGAACACGGCCACCGGGAGGGUUUACUUUGUGGACCACAACAACCGGACCACGCAGUUCACAGACCCGCGGCUCUCCGCUAACCUGCAUCUAGUCCUAAAUCCGAGCCCCAACGGUUCCCGAGGAGUCAUCGAAACUCAGAAUGUCAGUCGUCAGAACCAGCUGAAGGAUCAGGCCCAGCAGGCUCUGGUGUCCCCCGGUCAGCUCCCAGAGGAGGCCGAGUGCCUCACGGUGCCCAAGUACAAGAGGGACCUUGUUCAGAAGCUCAAGAUCCUUCGCCAGGAACUGUCCCAGCAGCAACCGCAAGCUGGCCACUGCCGCAUCGAGGUGUCCCGAGAGGAGAUCUUUGAGGAAUCGUACCGACAGGUGAUGAAGAUGAGGCCGAAGGACCUGUGGAAGAGGCUAAUGGUGAAGUUCAGAGGGGAAGAGGGGCUCGACUACGGAGGAGUGGCCAGGGAGUGGCUCUACCUGCUGUCACAUGAGAUGCUGAACCCGUACUACGGCCUGUUCCAGUAUUCCCGCGACGACAUCUACACGCUGCAGAUCAACCCUGAUUCCGCCGUAAACCCUGAGCACUUGUCGUACUUUCACUUCGUGGGUCGCAUCAUGGGGAUGGCGGUGUUCCACGGCCACUACAUAGACGGAGGUUUCACUUUACCCUUCUACAAACAGCUGCUGGGUAAACCCAUCACUCUGGACGACAUGGAGUCUGUCGACCCCGACCUGCACAACAGCCUCGUCUGGAUCCUGGACAACGACAUCGCAGGUGUGCUGGACCACACCUUCUGUGUCGAACACAACGCUUACGGCGAGAUCAUCCAACACGAGCUGAAGCCCAACGGUAAAAGCAUCCCCGUCACCCAGGACACCAAGAAGGAGUACGUCCGCCUCUACGUCAACUGGCGCUUCCUGAGAGGCAUCGAGGCUCAGUUCCUGGCUCUGCAGAAGGGCUUCAACGAGGUCAUCCCCCAACACCUGCUCAAGGCCUUCGACGAGAAGGAGCUGGAGCUCAUCGUUUGUGGUUUGGGUAAAAUCGACAUCAACGACUGGAAGUCCAACACGAGGCUCAAACACUGCACCCCGGACAGCAACAUCGUCAAGUGGUUCUGGAAAGCCGUGGAGUCUUUUGACGAGGAGCGCCGGGCCCGACUCCUGCAGUUUGUCACGGGCUCCUCCAGGGUCCCCCUUCAAGGCUUCAAGGCCCUUCAAGGUGCAGCCGGCCCACGACUCUUCACCAUCCAUCAAAUCGACGCCAGCACCAACAACCUGCCCAAAGCCCACACCUGCUUCAACCGGAUCGACAUUCCUCCGUACGAGCAUUACGACAAACUGUACGACAAGUUGCUGACGGCCAUCGAGGAGACGUGCGGCUUCGCUGUGGAGUGAGACGUUUGACGGUGAGCUGAGCUCGCGACGACAACGAGGAGCAACACGGUUUCGGCCUCGACGAGCCACUCGGACGGACACGGGGUGGGAGGGGGGACGUCGACCGUUGCUUCGCCCGGGGGGGACGCUCAUAACCUCCUGGGGGACAAGCUAAGAGAGAGGGGGAGGGGCUUAGACGACCAGAGAACGUACGUCACCUGACUCUGGGUUUGUUUUCUUUCAAGAUUUCAAGAAGCCCUCCCUAAAAUCUUUUUUUUUUUUUUUUUUUUAA
This is a messenger RNA of Mugil cephalus (flathead mullet), 3250 nucleotides long. RefSeq names its product SMAD specific E3 ubiquitin protein ligase 2 (gene smurf2). Lineage: Eukaryota; Metazoa; Chordata; Actinopteri; Mugiliformes; Mugilidae. The transcript is spliced from 19 exons. Gene Ontology annotation, molecular function: ubiquitin protein ligase activity; protein binding. Gene Ontology annotation, biological process: negative regulation of BMP signaling pathway; ubiquitin-dependent protein catabolic process. The coding region runs from base 667 to 2979 and encodes 770 amino acids. The record is from RefSeq and is a predicted model, not a curated record.